CGGCCAUAGGUUAAGUUUGCAAUAAAAGGUCUCAUCUACUUCACAUUUCCUAUCUUUUCUUUCUCUUCAGUUCUUAAACCUUCUCUUUCACUGUAUUCCAUUCAUCUUCUUCGACUUGUAUGUGAUUGUUUUUUGGUCUGGCUUUUUUUCCCGGCCGUAUUUGAGGCCAAAAUGACACCUGAUGGUUCAUUUAACCAAGAUAUUGACGAGGAUGACACAAAGAAGAAAGAAGGAAAGAAGAAGAAGGAUCCUAAAGUUCCAUUAUUGAAGUUGUUUUCAUUUGCAGACAUUUACGACUAUGUGCUAAUGGGUUUGGGUUCCAUUGGUGCAUGCGUGCAUGGUGCAUCGGUUCCUGUUUUCUUCAUCUUCUUCGGGAAAUUGAUAAACGUUGCUGGAAUGGCUUAUCUCUUCCCUAAAGAAGCUUCUCACAAAGUUGCAAAGUACUCAUUGGAUUUUGUAUAUCUCAGCGUGGCUAUUUUAUUUUCCUCAUGGAUAGAGGUGGCUUGUUGGAUGCAUACUGGAGAGCGACAGGCAGCAAAAAUGAGGAUGGCAUAUCUCAAGUCUAUGCUAAAUCAAGACAUAAGCUUAUUUGAUACUGAAGCUUCAACAGGACAAGUCAUUUCCGCCAUUACAAGUGACAUUAUUCUUGUUCAAGAUGCUCUUUCUGAGAAGGUGGGGAAUUUCAUGCAUUACAUAAGCAGGUUUAUAGUAGGUUUCUGCAUUGGAUUUGCGAGAGUAUGGCAAAUCAGUUUGGUAACACUAUCAAUUGUCCCCUUGAUUGCCAUUGCCGGUGGGCUUUAUGCUUACGUAGCCACGGGGCUUAUUGCUAGAGUUCGAAACUCCUAUGUCAAGGCCGGUGAAAUUGCGGAAGAGGUGAUCGGGAAUGUUAGAACAGUCCAAGCAUUUGCAGGGGAAGAAAGGGCAGUGAAAUCAUAUAAAGAAGCAUUGAUGAACACAUACAAGUAUGGCAGAAGAGCUGGCUUAGCCAAGGGCCUCGGACUGGGCUCUAUGCAUUGCGUGCUUUUCGUUUCCUGGGCGUUGCUCGUUUGGUUCACCAGUAUAGUUGUUCACAAAAACAUUGCCGAUGGUGGGGAUUCUUUCACUACCAUGCUUAAUGUUGUCAUCUCCGGCCUGUCACUAGGACUGGCAGCACCCGACAUCUCAGCGUUUAUUCGAGCAAGGGUGGCUGCGUAUCCGAUAUUUGAGAUGAUAGAGAGGAAUACAGUUAGCAAAACCAGCUCCAAAACAGGCCACAAACUAGGCAAAGUGGAGGGUCACAUUGAAUUCAAGGACGUGUCAUUCAAUUACCCGUCUCGCCCAGAUGUAGUAAUCUUCAAUAGGUUCAGCCUCAACAUACCUGCUGGCAAGAUUGUAGCUCUUGUGGGAGGAAGUGGCUCUGGGAAGAGCACGGUCAUAUCAUUGAUUGAAAGAUUUUAUGAGCCCCUUGCAGGGGAAGUUUUGUUGGAUGGGAAUAAUGUUAGGGACCUUGAUCUCAAAUGGCUUAGACAACAAAUUGGUUUGGUUAAUCAGGAGCCAGCACUUUUCGCAACAACGAUUAGGGAGAAUAUCCUUUACGGGAAAUAUGAUGCUACUCUCGGAGAGAUAACACGUGCUGCGAAACUUUCAGGGGCCAUUACGUUUAUUAAUAAUCUCCCUGAUAGAUUUGAGACUCAGGUUGGUGAAAGAGGAAUACAACUAUCAGGUGGACAGAAGCAAAGAAUUGCGAUAUCUCGAGCAAUAGUGAAGAAUCCAUCUAUCCUUUUACUUGAUGAAGCAACCAGUGCACUUGAUGCGGAAUCUGAGAAGAGUGUGCAGGAGGCACUUGACCGUGUGAUGGUGGGACGAACCACAGUCGUCGUGGCUCAUCGACUUUCUACUAUUAGGAAUGCAGACGUGAUAGCUGUUGUUCAAAGUGGGAAGAUAGUAGAAACUGGCAGCCAUGAUGAGCUCAUUUCAAAUCCUAACAGUGCCUACUCUUCACUCGUUCAGCUUCAAGAGACAGCAUCACUUCAACGAUACCCCUCGCAGAGUCCUGCAAUGAGUACACCACGCAGCUUGAGUUAUUCACGAGAAUUAUCCCGAACAAGGACAAGUUUUGGUGCAAGUUUUCGUUCCGACAAGGAUUCCGUAUUUAGCCGUUUAGGUGCCGAAGGAAUAGGUACAGGGAAGCCUGUUUCACCAAGAAGACUAUAUUCUAUGAUAGGACCUGACUGGUAUUAUGGGGUCUUUGGAACCAUUGCUGCAUUAAUUGCUGGAGCUCAGAUGCCUCUCUUUGCUCUAGGGGUUUCUCAAGCUCUUGUAGCCUAUUACAUGGACUGGGAAACAACAUGCAAUGAAGUGAAGAAGAUUGCCACCCUAUUUUGCUGUGCUGCAGUUAUAACUGUCAUUGUUCAUGCAAUUGAGCACCUAUGUUUCGGUAUUAUGGGAGAGCGACUCACUCUCCGUGUGCGUGAAGUGAUGUUUUCUGCCAUUUUGAGGAACGAAAUUGGAUGGUUUGAUGACCCAAACAACGCAAGUUCCAUGCUAGCAUCGCAUCUAGAGAGUGAUGCAACAUUUCUAAAAGGUGUAGUUGUCGAUCGGACAUCAAUUCUCAUCCAGAAUCUAGGCUUGGUCGUUGCUGCCUUCAUUAUUGCAUUCAUCUUAAGCUGGAGAAUCACACUUGUUAUCUUGGCCACUUUCCCAUUGAUCAUAAGUGGUCACAUUAGCGAGAAACUAUUCAUGCAAGGCUUUGGAGGUGACUUGAGCAAAGCAUAUCUAAAAGCAAACAUGCUCGCUGGUGAGGCUGUCAGCAAUAUUAGAACUGUUGCUGCAUUUUGUGCUGAGGAGAAGAUCUUUGAUCUUUAUUCCCGUGAGCUGGUAGAGCCUUCAAAGCGUUCGUUCAACCGUGGUCAAAUUGCAGGGAUAUUCUACGGCACUUCCCAGUUCUUCAUCUUCUCAUCUUAUGGCCUUGCCUUAUGGUAUGGUUCUGUUUUAAUGGGGAAGGAGCUAGCCAGCUUUAAAUCCGUCAUGAAAUCAUUUAUGGUUUUGAUUAUAACGGCAUUAGCCAUGGGAGAAACUCUGGCAUUGAUUCCAGACCUUUUAAAAGGGAACCAAAUGGUGGCAUCUGUGUUCGAGAUUAUGGACCGAAAGACUCAAGUUGUUGGGGAUGUUGGAGAAGAAGUAACAAAUGUGGAAGGUACAAUUGAGCUCAGGGGUGUCCACUUUAGUUAUCCAUCAAGGCCAGACGUAGUCAUUUUCAAGGACUUUGAUCUAAAAGUGCGUUCAGGCAAGAGUAUGGCACUGGUGGGGCAAAGCGGAUCCGGUAAAAGUUCGGUUCUUGUUCUUAUACUUCGAUUUUAUGAUCCAACAGCUGGGAAAGUGAUGAUUGAUGGCAGAGAUAUCAGGAAACUGAAGCUGAAAUCCCUUCGGAAACACAUUGGUCUAGUGCAACAAGAACCAGCUCUUUUUGCCACAUCCAUUUAUGAAAACAUCCUUUAUGGCAAAGAAGGAGCUUCAGAAUCAGAAAUAAUAGAAGCAGCAAAGCUUGCCAAUGCCCAUGGUUUCAUAAGUUCCCUCCCUGAGGGUUACUCAACAAAAGUUGGGGAACGAGGAGUGCAACUCUCGGGUGGUCAGAAACAGAGAAUAGCCAUUGCUCGAGCUGUUCUGAAGAACCCAGAAAUCUUGCUGCUUGAUGAAGCCACCAGUGCUCUAGACGUGGAGUCAGAGCGUGUGGUGCAACAAGCUCUCGACAGGUUAAUGAGGAACCGAACAACAGUUAUGGUGGCACAUAGGCUGUCAACUAUUAAAAAUGCAGAUCAAAUCUCGGUUAUACAAGGAGGAAGAAUAAUAGAUAAAGGGAGUCAUUCUAGUCUCAUAGAAAACAAAGAGGGGCCGUAUUUUAAGUUAAUCAACCUUCAGCAGCAACAGCAUAGCAGCUAGAACAAUAAUGUCACAAUGUCGAUGACACAAUAACUACAUUGUCGAUAAAACAAAUUACCAAGACAAAUUAUGCAAGGUGCUUUGUUUCAUAUUUCAUCCCUGCCCCUUCUUUUUUCGGUCAUACUGAAGAAUGCUGUACAAGGCGUUUUUUACCAUACUCUGUUCUUAGAUAAAACGGAGGGAUGCGAAGAGAAAUUUCUUUC
Messenger RNA from Gossypium raimondii (Peruvian cotton), 4121 nucleotides. RefSeq names its product ABC transporter B family member 2. NCBI's taxonomy places the organism in Eukaryota, Viridiplantae, Streptophyta, Magnoliopsida, Malvales, Malvaceae. Bases 172 to 3918 code for a protein of 1248 amino acids. The record is from RefSeq and is a predicted model, not a curated record. Gene Ontology annotation, molecular function: ATP hydrolysis activity; ABC-type transporter activity; ATP binding. Gene Ontology annotation, biological process: transmembrane transport. Gene Ontology annotation, cellular component: membrane. The transcript is spliced from 12 exons.